AUGACCAAAACCAAAGAUAAUGUACCUACAAAAGAUGACCAUAAGCCGCAAGCUAUGCCUAGUUGCGUGCCCAUUGGAUCAUUCCAUGGUACGUUAUAUCAAAAUCAGGACAGCAGGCAGCAACCUCAGCGAGAGGAAGCCCAUUCACUCGGUUCAUUCGUACACUGUUCUUCAUCGCAAUCGAGUCAAGUCAAGCGCAUCAUCGAAGACCAAAAGACAGCAAGACAGCAAGACAGUGAAACAAGGACCAGGACACCAAUACCAGAACAUCAAUACCCACCACAGCACGAAAGAAGAAGGAGAGGGAAAGUACGUGAAGGGCCGCACGACCGACUACAGCAGCUAGGCCACAGCCGCCCGGACGAAGCAGUUAGAGGGGCAAGGACAACCAGAGCAGAACAGAGUAAGAAAUUCUUCUAAUUCCAACCGACCAGGUGUCUAGUGCAAGUGCAAGUAAAGUGCAAGUAAAGGUUUGAGUGGGGCGAAACGCAUUUAAUCCCUGCCGCGGGAAACGCCACAGCCGGAUCCCCACGCUCAGCCCUUGCAUCGGCUCAGAGUCAGGAAAGGAUCCUAGUGAACCCGAAUGUGAGUACCGUUAAGUCAGCUCCGAACUUCCAGCGCUCAAUUCAAUCAAAUUAAAUUGUUAGUCAAGAUUCAAUUCAAGUCGAAACAAGGUAAACACCGACAGUAAAGUACCUAAGAUGACAGUAAAAUAAGACUUAAAUCAAA
This is a messenger RNA of Osmia lignaria (orchard mason bee), 729 nucleotides long. NCBI's taxonomy places the organism in Eukaryota, Metazoa, Arthropoda, Insecta, Hymenoptera, Megachilidae. The record is from RefSeq and is a predicted model, not a curated record.